AUGCACAUUCUCUCCCAACUCUCCAUCUUCCUGUAUGCGGCAUCGCUUGUCUCAGCAGGAUGCUCAGUUUGUCCUGCAACCUCUAUCCACGUCGAUCCAUUCGUCUUACUAUCCCAAUCUCUCUCAACAGUGGAAGAUGUACUGCGGAAGAUGGAUCAGGGUGUAGGGAAGUCACGGUCAAGUUCGAUUGGCUUUUUGUGCGAAACUACUGCUGUCGGGAUGCUGAGCAUAAUUAUGACGAGUUCGCUACCGGCCAUGAAAGUAGGGUAG
Molecule: messenger RNA, 270 nt
Organism: Pyrenophora tritici-repentis Pt-1C-BFP
Lineage: Eukaryota; Fungi; Ascomycota; Dothideomycetes; Pleosporales; Pleosporaceae
Source: RefSeq, a predicted model, not a curated record